AAGCACUCCACGCAGUUCUCACAAUAGGAGUCGGUGCUCUUGCGAACGCCCCAGCACACCAUGCUGAAAUUCAAAAGGCACCUGAUCAUGAAAUUGAAACUGACACACAAUCACCUAGGACGACUCUGGAUUUCCCUCACCCUCGUUACCAUCCUGUGUGUUACUCUUCAAAUUGUGGGGAAUCUGCAACCUACCCGCAACUGCAGGUGUGACCAGAAACUCAAGCAACUUGUCCUCCAGCAAACCACUGGCCAUGAGAACUUGUUCCAGCAGGAGAAGGGGACAAGCUCUGGCCACCAAUUUCCUGAACCUUUGGAAAGUGGCAUCCCACAAAACAGGCAGAAAAAAGUCAUGGCCAAGCCCAGGUCUGCUGAAAACAUUCUGCACAUCACAGAACUGGGCCAGACGUUCAGCCAGACCCAGGCCAGCACCUUGGACAGCCAAGACGGGGUCUGGAAGAAUAGUCAUGGAGAAGACAGCGAGGAUGUGUGGAUCCUUCACACAACCAAGAGACUGAAAUCCCAGCCCCAGGUAUCUGAAAGGGCACUCAAAAGGGAUCAUAUGGAUAGAACUGUGACCCCACCUCCAAGCAGGAAGCCCAUGACUAAGGCUGGAGAUCCCUUCAACAAGAAGCCAGAAUCUACAGCAGAGAUCAUUGCCAAGGAGCAAACUUCAAGGUCACCAUUUGGGAAGGUUGCAGGGUCAUUCCAGAGCCAGGCAGAAGCCACAGGCUCCCCCAGCCACAGGAGGGGCAGCUCUUCCACACCUGCUACAACAGCUGCCCCAGCACCAGAUUGGGUCACAAAGGUAGAGAAGCGAAAUGAGGCGGCAUCAUGGAGCACGGACAGAGAGUCGCUUCAGAGCAAAACCACAGUUCCCAGGGCUGGAGGAGCAGGAGGAGAUGCACUUGCCCACAGCCUGCCAGCUAUAUCCGACUCUUCUCACACAGCAGCCUGCAAGCCCAAGACCCAUGUGGUGUUCCUGAAGGUGCACAAGAGCGCCAGCAGCACCGUCAUGAACAUCCUGUUCCGCUUUGGUGAGAUGCACAACCUCAACUUCGCCCUUCCCGUCAACGGUGCCAGCCAGCUGGGCUACCCAUACUACUUCCUGGCAGAGUCUGUGGAGGGAUUCACCGCAGGCAAUACUUCAGAGUUUAACAUCAUGUGCCACCACAUGAGGUUCCAGCAGGUACAGGUGCAGAGAGUGAUGCCAAGCUCCACCUUCUACUUCUCCAUCCUGCGGAACCCCAUCCACCUCAUGGAGUCUUCAUUCACCUACUACAAAGGCAGCUCCCCCUUCUCCCAUGCCCAGAGCCUGGAGGAGUUUCUCAGCCAGCCAGCCAGGUUUUAUAACGCCUCAGCCCCUGACAGCCACUAUGCCAAGAACCUCAUGGCUUUCGACUUCGGCUUCAACCACAACGGCAAUUUCUCUGCCAAGCACAUGCAGCUGAUGCUGCGGUACAUCGAGGAGGCCUUCGACCUGCUCCUCCUCUCCGAGUACUUCGACGAGUCCAUGGUGCUGCUGAAGGAAGCACUGUGCUGGGACCUGGACAGCAUUGUGUCCUUCCCACUCAACAGCAGGGAGAGAAGCACCAGGUCACCCCUUUCAGAGAGCACGGCAGAGAAGAUAAAGAGCUGGAACAAGCUUGACUGGGCAAUCUACAGACACUUCAACAGGACCUUCUGGCAGAGGAUUGACUGGAGCAUGGGCCAGGAGCGCAUGCAGCAGGAAGUGAGGGUUCUGCGGGAAAGGCGGGAGCAACUGGCCAAGACCUGCCUUCAAGGGGGGGGCAGUGUAGGCCCCCACAAGCUCAGGGACAAGUCACUGGCACCGCUGCAGUAUGGCAAGGCCAAAAUUCAAGGCUAUAAUCUGAAGCCAGGGCUGGACAAGGUGAUGGGGCAGCUGUGUCGGCGCAUGGUGACACCUGAGCUGCAGUACAGCAGAUUCCUGUACAGGAGACAGUUCCCUGAGAAGGCCCAGCGGAUCUACAAACCAGCUCAUCCACCCAGGAUACACAACAGGACAAUGGGCUGAGAAAGUAAAAGCACAACGGCCUGCCCCAAACAUUUGCCCCUGCUCCCGGUCUCUCCCUGAAACCCCCGUUGGUGGGCAGAACAUAAUGCAAUUCAGCCAGCAGAACCUCAUGGAGCCACACCAGAGAGGGUCACUAUCUCCAUCCAUAUCUGUAUUGCUGGUGAGGCAGGGGAGAAGGUAAAACCAGGCCCAUCUACAUCAGGCUGAGGUGAAGCUGACAGGUUGCCAACCCGGAUGCAGCUGCUUUGCAGCCUCAGAGCCAUUUCAGUUAAACUGUUCAAAUUCUAGUAGGUAAAAAAAGUGUAGAUCUGGAGCAGACGUUAUAUUCUGUGGAGUUUGGGGUCACACAGGGCAGCAAGGCCUCAGGAGAGAGCAAGAUAACAGAUCUUUGGCUCUGGAGCACACUCUGUGUAUUAAUUAUUUGUAUUGUCGUAGCUCCUAGGAACCCCAGCCAGGGACCAGGUCCACCACUGUGCUGGGUGCUGUACAAACUCUGAACAAAAAAGCAUCAGACGAGACAACUGGUGGACACUGUGACUGGUUGGACCCCCUUCUGGGGUGCCAUCUGAUGUACUGAGAUUUCACUGAGCCUUUCUUGCUCAACCAGCCAGGGUUCCCUCUCCUAGCUUUGCUAAAUUAGGCUCUCUGGCCUUCUGCAGGUAGGGAGACACCCCACUGCAGUCACAGACGGAAGUCAGCUCUGUAUGAGAGGACUCCCCCAGCACUCACAUGCACAUUCCUUUUGGGAGAUAAACCCAAAAUAAUACUGUCUUGCACUGUAUAGAAAAAUCUGCGCAGCGCAAGCUCAUAAAAAUCCGCAAUGUGAAGAGAGAUGUGCAUGACUUCUUGCUGCUCCCCCAGUGAGAAGACUGUUCCAGCUGAUGGCUGCAAGCCUGUCACAGACAUGUCAGGAAUAGAUCCUGCUCUAGGGAGCAUAGAGGUUUGUGUCUCGGAGGGAAGCCCAGAGAAGAGUGUUGGAACCUUAGAAUCCACAGAGGAGAUGGGUGAGGGUUCCAUUGGGGAAGCUGAGAGGGAGAUGUAUUCCUGGUUUUCUUUUUGUAACUUUAAAGUUUUGCCCAGAGGGA
This is a messenger RNA of Trachemys scripta elegans, 3119 nucleotides long. RefSeq names its product galactose-3-O-sulfotransferase 2-like. The record is from RefSeq and is a predicted model, not a curated record. Lineage: Eukaryota; Metazoa; Chordata; Testudines; Emydidae. The transcript has 4 exons. Gene Ontology annotation, biological process: glycolipid biosynthetic process. Gene Ontology annotation, molecular function: galactosylceramide sulfotransferase activity. Gene Ontology annotation, cellular component: membrane. The coding region runs from base 61 to 2034 and encodes 657 amino acids.